This is a messenger RNA of Sorex araneus (European shrew), 6899 nucleotides long. It is a transcript of the gene SLC6A5, whose product is annotated as solute carrier family 6 member 5. The coding region runs from base 1 to 2385 and encodes 794 amino acids. Gene Ontology annotation, molecular function: glycine:sodium symporter activity. Gene Ontology annotation, cellular component: membrane. The record is from RefSeq and is a predicted model, not a curated record. The transcript has 15 exons. Gene Ontology annotation, biological process: synaptic transmission, glycinergic; sodium ion transmembrane transport; glycine import across plasma membrane. Lineage: Eukaryota; Metazoa; Chordata; Mammalia; Eulipotyphla; Soricidae.
AUGAAUAACCCCCCGGCCUGCAGUCUGGAGGCGGCAGCGGCGGUGCCCGGCCGCCACGAGGGCCCGUGCGCGCCCAGGACCAGCCCGGAGCAGGAGCUGCCCGCCACCGCCGCCGCGCCGCCGCCGCCGCCGCCUCGCGUGCCAAGGUCCGCGUCCACCGGCGCCCAAACUUUCCAGAUCCCGGACCCCCGAGCCUGCGAGGCUGAGCGGCCCGGAGUGGGCGCUUGCAAAUUCGAGAGCGCCCGGCCGCCGGCCGCGUCCGCGGCUCUGCGGGACUGGAGCGAGGCGCACGGAGCUCAGGGCGCUCCUCCCGCGGCCGGGGUGGCGGGCCCGGGCAACGCGCUGCCUUGUAAGAUCCCGGCCCUGCGCGGCCCGGAGGGAGAUGCGAACGUGAGUGUGGGCAAGGGGACCCUGGAGCGGAAUAACACCCGGGCCGUGGGCUGGGUGAAUAUGAGCCAGAGCACCGUGGUGCUGGGCACGGAUGGAAUCACGUCGGUGCUCCCGGGCAGCGCGGCCACCGCGGCCUCCCAGGAGGACGAGCAAGGGGAUGAGAAUAAGGCCCGAGGGAACUGGUCCAGCAAACUGGACUUCAUCCUGUCCAUGGUGGGGUACGCAGUGGGGCUGGGCAAUGUCUGGAGGUUUCCCUACCUGGCCUUCCAGAACGGGGGAGGUGCCUUCCUCAUCCCCUACCUGACGAUGCUGGCCUUGGCUGGGCUGCCCAUCUUCUUCCUCGAGGUGUCGCUGGGUCAGUUCGCCAGCCAGGGGCCAGUGUCCGUGUGGAAGGCCAUCCCGGCCCUGCAGGGCUGUGGCAUCGCCAUGCUGAUCAUCUCCGUCCUGAUAGCCAUCUACUACAACGUGAUUAUUUGCUACACCCUCUUUUACCUGUUUGCCUCCUUUGUGUCUGUAUUGCCCUGGGGCUCGUGCAACAAUCCUUGGAAUACACCAGAAUGCAAAGAUAAGAGCAGACUUCUGCUAGAUUCCUGUGUUGUCAGCGAGCACCCCAAAAUACAGAUCAAGAACUCGACUUUCUGCAUGACUGCCUAUCCUAACUUGACCAUGGUCAACAUCACCAGCCAGGCCAACAGGACGUUCGUCAGUGGGAGUGAAGAGUAUUUCAAGUAUUUCGUGUUGAAGAUUUCUGCGGGAAUUGAGUAUCCAGGGGAGAUCCGGUGGCCUCUGGCUUUCUGCCUCUUCCUGGCUUGGGUGAUCGUAUACGCGUCCCUGGCCAAAGGCAUCAAGUCAUCGGGAAAAGUGGUGUACUUCACGGCCACGUUCCCGUACGUCGUGCUGGUCAUCCUCCUCAUCCGAGGGGUCACCCUGCCCGGAGCUGCCGCUGGGAUCUGGUACUUCAUCACCCCCAAGUGGGAGAAGCUCACGGAUGCCACGGUGUGGAAAGAUGCUGCCACUCAGAUUUUCUUCUCGCUGUCUGCCGCCUGGGGAGGCCUCAUCACUCUCUCGUCCUACAACAAGUUUCACAACAACUGCUACAGGGACACUCUCAUCGUAACCUGCACCAACAGUGCUACGAGCAUCUUUGCCGGCUUCGUCAUCUUCUCGGUGAUUGGGUUCAUGGCUAACGAGCGCAAGGUCAACAUUGAGAACGUGGCCGACCAAGGACCAGGCAUUGCGUUUGUGGUUUACCCGGAAGCCUUAACCAGGCUGCCCCUCUCCCCCUUCUGGGCCAUCAUCUUUUUCCUGAUGCUGCUCACUCUUGGACUGGACACAAUGUUUGCCACCAUUGAGACCAUAGUGACCUCCAUCUCCGAUGAGUUCCCCAAGUACCUCCGCACACACAAGCCAGUCUUCACUCUGGGCUGCUGCGUCUGUUUCUUCAUCAUGGGCUUUCCAAUGAUUACUCAGGGUGGGAUCUACAUGUUUCAGCUCGUGGACACCUAUGCUGCCUCCUAUGCCCUUGUCAUCAUUGCCAUUUUUGAGCUCGUGGGAAUAUCCUAUGUAUAUGGCUUGCAAAGGUUCUGUGAAGACAUAGAGAUGAUGAUUGGAUUUCAGCCGAACAUCUUCUGGAAAGUCUGCUGGGCGUUCGUCACCCCCACCAUUCUGACUUUUAUCCUGUGCUUCAGCUUUUACCAGUGGGAGCCCAUGACCUACGGCUCUUACCGCUACCCUAACUGGUCCAUGGUGCUUGGAUGGUUGAUGCUUGCCUGCUCCGUUAUCUGGAUCCCAAUCAUGUUUGUGAUAAAAAUGCAUUUGGCCCCUGGAAGAUUUAUUGAGAGGCUGAAAUUGGUGUGCUCGCCGCAGCCCGACUGGGGUCCUUUCUUAUCUCAGCACCGUGGGGAGCGUUAUAAGAACAUGCUCGAUCCCUUGGGAACCUCCUCGUUGGGACUCAAACUGCCUGUGAAGGAUUUGGAACUGGGUACCCAGUGCUAGUCUGGUGGUCUAGGCUGGCCCUCGAUCCUGUUUCCCCUCGCCUCCCUCUGAUGUUUUCCCCAGCUUCCUUCCCCGUUUUCUUCUUUCUCCCUCCAUCUCAGUUCAUAUCCGUGCAUGAGAGUGGUUAUGUAGACAAGUAGGACAUAGUAUCGCAUGCUAUAGUGAAGAGCUAGACAGACCAUCUGAAGCGCUGUUUGCCUGUGUUCAUGGUGUCAGAGCCUGGCAGGAUUGCUCCUCAGAACACAUGCUUUAACCCCAAAGGUGUGGGUGGGUCAACUCCGUGAGUGAGUGCCUACCUGUGAGGUACCAAGGGAGGAGGUGCGGUUCAGCCAAUAGAGCUGUCUCCAUUGUGUGUCAUCACUGUGAUGCCUCUUAGGCGAGUGGACAAUGGCUGAAUGACCAGUCAGUUUGCUUUGGACUCAGGCAUUUCGCUGAGUGGAGCAAUGGGGCGAUUUCAUUCUAACACAGGAUGUUCAGGGUCAGCACAUCGCGUUUUUUAGAUGGAGACAAGGUGUUUGGAUUUGGACAUCACAGAGGUGGUUCCGUUCACAUUUCCAUUCACAAUUGGGGGAUGUUUCCUUCAUGUGGACAUGCUGUCUUGGAUGCUUUACUUUCUGCAUACUGCGGAUCUCAGUGAAGAAUCAGCCAUUCUCUUCUCUCUGUCAGCAUUUUUUUUUGUGUGUAUGUGUGCACAUCUGCAUAUGUGUGUUGUUUAUUUAUAAUAGCCACUUAGUGAGUGCUCUUGGUCAUUCCCUCCACCUUUCUGAGAUAAGCCAUGAUAUCAUUUGUGCCUAAUUUUGUAUGUGCGUUAGCAGAGUUCCACCCUAGUCUCUUCCUGACAUUUUGCGCAGUGGCUCAACGUCAUGGUUCUUCUUAUGUCUGUCUCUCAACCUCUGGGAAAACAAGACUUACCCUGGUUCUGUCUAUAUAUUAUAUAUAUAGGACACAAACUCUUGGACAACUUCUCAAUUUUUACUCUUAACUUUUUUCAUUCACAGUAAAUGCCAAUUGUGGUCAUAGAGAAAUGAAAGAAACGGAGAGUUGAAUAGAAGGCAACCACAAUAUUCACUGCGCUUUUUUAGUUCCUUGUAUUUACAAGCCUUUCUGAUAAAUACAGCUUAGGUGAGUAGCGAGUGAGCCAAUUAAGAUUAUAGCUUUUAAGACUACACUUAGCCAAUUCCAUUUUAAGAGUUCCCAAUUCACCAUUCUCAUAACUGCACUCUAAUGAGAGCAAAUCAUGUCUGCAGAGAUUGGCGAAGCUGUAACCUUUAUUAUCUUCUUGUAUCCUGAACAUGCAUAUAUGAAAAAUUUUAAAUGUGAUAUGUGUUCAUGUAGUGUGUAUUGUAGUGGUGUUUUCUGUCCUUAUAAAUAUCUUAUGAAUCACUGUAGAGAUGGUGAAUUUAAAAUAGUGCAGUCAGGGUUGUUUUUCUUUUUUUGCCCUGGCAGUAAUAAUAUCUAAACCUAAAUUGUUUCCUUUAGGGGAGACCAUUUCAAUCAUUUUCUUAUUUGUUUAUCUUCAUAUUACAGGGUCUCAGGCAAAGUUUUCAGUUCGAAUAUUGUAUAUUGACGUGACAUUUUCAUCCUAUUCAAUGACAAUGAAGCCCAACAAACAGACCUUAAUGUAACUUUUUUUUUUCUUAAAUGACUUCAUUUGUUAAAAAAAAAUCUCAACACUUUAUUGAGUUCUCUCUCUGGGGCAAAUAUUACAAUUUGCCAGUAGCAAUGUGAACUUCUGAUUUUUUUCAAGAGUGGAAACUUUUAAAGGAAACAAGAGUGUGUUUUGAACUUCGGGGUUUCAUUUCUUUGUCUGCAGAUCAUUCUUUUUCUCCCCCCUGCUCCUUUCCCUUUUCUGCCUUUCCCCCAAAGCUGGACCUUGCUAGAAUCUAUUACAGAGAAGCAAAACUCGGUGCUUCUCCUACACAUACAUUGAGGAUGCUGAGCUGUGGCCUCCUGGCUCCAGUGUCUCUCUAAUGAUCUGCCUCCCUCGAACACUGGUUUCCCCUGAGAAAGCCAUAUCAACAUGACACUCCCCAUAAUGGGCAGAUUUCACCUGGUCGUACCCCAACUUCACCUCUCCGGUUGCUAUCGGUGGGGUGGGAGAAAUAAGGAGGUAUCAUUUAGAUUUGGAAACCCUGCAGCCUUUCCAAGUGAAGGUUGAAGAGCUAAAAUCAAUUAGUCUUCUCUCGAGGGACUGGUAUGUUUGUGUCAGGACAAAUGGCUUUCGGCUUUUCCUUUCUUGCCUCUUGGCUAACACUCCAGUCUGAUGCUGAAUGCCAACACAACUUCUGCUAAUUGUUGUUGUGGUUAAAAGGGGGAGGGGAACCCACGUGUGCUGCCAGGUUUGUUUUAUACAUACUGAGCAUUGAUUGUGAGAAUGGAGACACCCCCCUCCCCCCCCACACCAGCUAGUGUGUUUCACCUUUGGCUGCAUGCACUUGGCUUAGCCCAAGUCAAGGCAUGGGAGUUGUUCCCAGAAACAGCUGGGUAUUUUCCCUUUUCCUUACAGUUUCCCAGUUUUCAUGUCAAAUUUGCUUGAUGGCAAAAGGUUCUGCAUUGACCUGAAAAUGGUUAUCCACCAAAUGGAGCUCUGACCCUGUUGGGAGCUGUGUCUGGGCAGAGGCCUUCCCUGUCAGAGAUGUCUUCUGGGUCAGUCUUUCUAGCCCAAUGGCAUCUCCUCAGCUACACCUCUAUUCGUGGACAUGGCUGGGAGGGAAAGACCGAGAAACAAAUGACUAGCUAGGUUUCUUUACUAGGAGAACAAUCAACAGGAAGAAAUAAAGAAUAAUAAAAAAAACAAAUGAAUGGCAUUGCCACUUGAGCUCCCCUUCAAACUGGGUAACUGGGGAGACUGGAUAACUGAGGACAGACUCAAUGGUUUCCUGUGCAGAAUUGUGGGGUGUUUUCCACAGGUGAGAUCAUUUCCUAAAACUGACAAAUGCCAGAAACCCAUUCAGAGAGAAAAAAAAAGCCAUAUGAUAAAACAGUAACCCUGAAAUAUCCUUCAAGGAGGAAAAUGUAUAUUUCUUACUAAUCAGUGUUGUGGCUUCUUAUGCAAAUACGUGUCUUGCAUACUGGUAACUUUUCAUGUUUUUAAGAUUGUGUGUUUGUCAUGUACAAAUGUGUCCAGUUUGGUAUUUUGUUAUCUUUUUCCUUUAUAUUUAUUGCAUGAAAUUUGGGGUCAACGCAAAAUCCCAGUGACCUUAAUGUAUUUGAAAUUUCCAGUGUAUGUUUAAUAUGUCAGACAUGUAAUCAGCUUCUAUUUCAGUGAGUGGCACUUCAAAGGUUUCUUUUUUUCUGUUUUUUUUUUUGGUUGCUCUUUUUUCUGUUGGCUUGCUUUGGUUGAUAUAUUUAAGAAUGUCAGGGGUAUAGCUUCACACCCCUAUGUGUAUAAACACAAUGAACUUUACAGUGGCAAGACUGGGGUGGUUUUAUGCUGAUGUGCAUUGCAGUUAUUUUCCUUUAAGCUCUCGUUCUAGUCUCCACAUUGUCUCAGGGCUUCCUGAUGAUCUUCACCCGUCAGCAUGGUUGGCCAUGCCUAAAAUUAAGAUGUUUCUUUCCACUUUGUUCCCUUGGCCAUCGAUCGUCGUUUUCUUCCCAGAAACUUGCACAGUAACUAUUACUUAAUGUAUGUGUGAGGGCUGCUUCCAUGCUUGGAUUUGGGGCUUCUUGCUGCAGGUUGUCUUGCAGGAACACAAGUCUACGGUCCAAGAAUUAGCGUUUUCUUUCAUGUUUGGCUUCCUGUUAAAAAAAUAUUCAGACUGGGAGCAAAGAUUUGAGUGAUUCCAUCUUGAUGCCAAUUUGCUGCAAAGUGACCCUUGGAUCUAUACAAGCCAAGCUUCCCAUUUUUCCCAGCGCUUGCUUGAAGUGUACAGAAAAGGCAGGUCAUUCUGAAUUGAGGUCUCUGCGUGGGUCACCUGUGAGCAUUCUGCAGCCAAAGAGGAAGUGUUUUCAGGUGGGUGAGAGUCGCCUCUGAGAGGAAGCAGUGUUUUAUUUGCUUGCCGUGGAGUAAAUACAUCUUCAGGUAACCAUUUGCCUUAUAGGUGUAUUUUAGCGUUAGAAUGAUACAUAAUAGUUGACUAGGUACUGUUUUGUGACUCAUUUUUUGUCCUUUUUUGCACUUUAUUAUGGACCUAUCAUGGAAUAGGUUUAUUCUUAAAUUGUGUGCUUGGCUAAUGUCCUAAAUGCAGGCAUCUGAUGUGGUACUGUUGCCUCUGAAUAAAGAUAUGUUCCUUAACCAGGUCCUUCUAUUUUUUCAUUAACUGUACAUGAAGAAAAUAUGUUACAAAUGAUGCAUCAUAUAUAUCUUAUAUAGUACAUAUUAUAAGCUGUGCAUUAUUCAUCAAAGAAGUCAUUAUUCUUGAGGCCCUACCUCAAAUUUUGUAUUUAUGUGUACAAAUGCAAUUUAUUGUAUUAUAUAUUUGCCUAUUAUAUACUGAUAUAAAUUAGAAUUUAUCCUGAUAAUGUCUGAUAUGAGUUCACCAAACCCUCAAUAAAUGUCAGUGUUUAAAACAUGA